AUGGAAACACCAGUGCACGUGUUAAGUUCGAUCAACUCAUCUGUUCUUUUGGAGAGGUUAAUAACAACCCUUGAAGAAAUUAAAGAAACUCAAAAGACUCUUUCUGCAAUGUUGCAGUCUAUUAUGCGACAAAUCAAUACACCUCAGGUGGAAAAAGAUAACGAAUUGCCUGUAGGCAUUGACCUUCCUAUUUCCAGUAUCAAAGAUAUUAAUGAUUUGGAGGAGCAGCUAAAAGAUCGAUCAAUAAAGAGAACAUUGACUUCAAUUGUGUCCAAUAUUGGUGGGAGCUCAUUGGAUGAUGCCGUUAAAAGAAUGAUGAAAUUCAUUCUAUCUAAUAAUCUUGGAAGACUGUGUAAUCUUUCUGGUCAGGCUGGAAAAGUAUGCUUUUCGAAACUGGAAAUAUUUGAUGUAGUCUGUGGUAUGUUAUGCUUUUCACAUAACAAUCAUUAUAUGUAUAAUUUAUAAAUUAUUUUUAUUUGAAUAUAUUUAAAAUUAGAUAUUUUUACAUAAACAUAAAUUAUAAUAAUUUUUACAAUUAUUUUUGUUUUUGUUU
Molecule: messenger RNA, 553 nt
Organism: Hydra vulgaris (swiftwater hydra)
Lineage: Eukaryota; Metazoa; Cnidaria; Hydrozoa; Anthoathecata; Hydridae
Source: RefSeq, a predicted model, not a curated record